UUUCCUGCUGCAACUGCCAAAAAGGCACCGUUACAUAUUUUUGCAAAAAAACAAAAGGAAGAACCUCUGGAAACUGGGGGUCUUGGUGGCUUUCGCCAGAUGCCCAGGCUGCCUUUCACUUGCACAUUGCUGCCUGGAGACAGCGUGGUUGGCCUGGGUCACGCCCCACCUGGAGUUGGCAGGAAACUAAAUUCAUUCCCCCAAAGUCGCCAGGACUUCCCGGGAAGCUUCAGCCACCCUCAGUGCCAGGGUGUUUUUCCUCUGCACCUGUUCGCUUCCUGGCGGUGGCUCCUCUUCCGGUGACAGUGCGUGGCUCCUGCCGGCAGGAAUGGCAGUGACGUGUGCUCGAGACGUCUUCCAGCCCUUUGUCACCCUGGUCUUCCUGCAGCUCCCGCUGGCCAGCAUCUGUCACAACUGCUGUACAGACCCCUGUGCAAGUGGAGGCAGGUGCCCUGGCGUGGGGCGGGCAUGUCCAGCAUGGCAGGAAGCUGAGGCCUCUCCCCGGCAGUUCAGGGCUCAAGAGGUCCUCCCAGCUUCCGAGAUGAGGGAGGGGCGGGUGGGGGAACACCCGGCCUCCCCACAUAUGGCCUAACCCAGCCCUUUCUGAUCUGCUCCCCCAGGGAAAGCCAACUUUGACGUCAUUGGGCCUCAGGCUCCUAUUCUGGCCAUGGUUGGGGGACAGGUGGAGCUGCAGUGCCAGCUGUUCCCCAGUGUCAGCGCUGAGGACAUGGAGCUGAGGUGGUACAGGUGCCAGCCGUCCCUGGCUGUGCACGUGCGUGAGAGAGGGAUGGACGUGGAUGCAGAGCAAGUGCCACAGUACAGGGGAAGGACCACCUUCGUGAACGACCACGUGGCAGCUGGCAAGGCCACCGUGAGGAUUCACAGCAUCACCGCCUUCGACAAUGGGACGUACUGCUGCUGCUUCCAGGACGGAGCGGAGUUCGGGGAGGCCGUGGUGCAGGUGCAGGUGGCAGGGCUGGGCACGGAGCCCAGAAUCCAGGUGAUGGCCAGGCAGGACGGAGUCAGGGCGGAGUGCACGUCGGCAGGCUGGUUCCCCGAGCCCCGGGUGGAAUGGAGAGACUUCAGGGGCCAGGCGAGGCCUGCUGUGACAAAUCUCUCAGCUUCAGCCACCACCGGGCUCUGGGCUGUGGCGUCCAGCUUGACCCUCUGGGACAGGGCUGUGGAGGGUCUCUCCUGCUCCAUCUCCAGCCCCCUCCUCCCCGAGCAGAGGAAGGUGGCUGAAAGCCGCCUGCCCGCUACCUUUUCCAGAAGCUCCGGGUUCACGGCAUGGAAAGCGGCUCUGCCUCUGGUCCUCGUGGCAGUGGGACUCCUGACAGCUGGAGGCCUCUGUAUCUUCUGGAAACGUCAAAGGGAAAAGAACAAAAGACGGCUGGAAGAAGACAGGGAGCGAAGAGAAGAGAAGCAGCAGCCGCCCGCCGGCAGUGAUGAGACGGAGCCAUGGGGCGUGAGCCCGAAGCUGGACCCGGACACCGCGAGCCCCAAGCUCAGCCUGUCCGAGGAUGGGAGAAGCGUGUGGCGGCUGCUGUUCCCGCAGGACCUGCCCCCUGGCCCCGAGAGGUUCGAGCUGGAGCCCUGCGUCCUGGGCCGGGAGCGCUUCUGGACGGGGAGACACCGCUGGGAGGUGGAGGUGGGCGGCAGGCAGGCCUGGGUGCUCGGCGUGUGUGUGGAGGGCUUGCCGAGGAAGGGCAGGGUCCCCAAGGCCCCGCGGCACGGAGUCUGGGCGCUGGAGCUGUACCGGGGGCGCUGCCGGGCCCUGUCCUUCCCCAGGACACGCCUCCAGCUGGCCCAGCCCCUCCGGCGGGUGGCCGUCACCCUGGACUGCCAUGCCAGCAGCAUCUCCUUCCACAGUGGGGCGGACGGCUCCCUGCUCUACACAUUCUCUGGACUUGCCCCUGGGCCCCUGCGGCCAUUCUUCUGCCUCUGGACCCACGACCCCUGUCCCCUGAUCAUCUGCCCGGUGGGCCAAGAGACCCGGAAAGUUUCCGCUGACUCCGGAGACCUCUGGCUUUCCCCGGGAAACUCCAGUGGGGGAGACACCACGUCCCCCAUAGACAAGGACACUCCCCGGGCGAGGCUCACAUUCUCACCCAGCCCUGUCCAGCUCCGGGAGGGACGUCCAGCCCCUAAAUCUCAGCAGGACUGUGUCUGAGGGUGCGGCUCAGGGCCGCGAUCCCCCGUCCCAGCUCCAUCCUUCUCCUGUAAAAUGAUGGCACUAUGGUAAGCAUUGAAUCACGCCCCUUCGUAGGUUGACGUCCUAACCCCUUGACCUCCGAAUGUGGCUGUUUGGAGAUAAAGCCUUUAGAGAAGGAAGUGAGGUCAAAGGAGGUCAUGAUGUGGGCCCCAAUCCCAUAGGGCUGGUGUCUCCAUAGAAGGGAGGUCAAGUCACAGGCAUAGAGGCAUGGCCCUGAGAGGGUCUGGGAAGCCCAGGAGAGAGGCUGAGGAGAAAACGGCCCUGCCAACUGACGCCUUGGCUCGGCCACUGGCCUCCAGGACUGGAGACGGUCCGUGUCCGCCUUUAGGCCAGGCCUGUGGUCCUUUGUUACAGAGGCCCAGGCAGAUUAAUAAUAAAGAGUAGUCAGUACACCCCUGGGCUCCUCUGUGACAGGCAGAACUUGGGGCACGUGCAGAACCAGCAGCCCAGGGCCCUCGUGCUGCUCCAUAAACAGCAGCCCUCCUCCUCCUCCUUCUCCCUCCUCC
Molecule: messenger RNA, 2718 nt
Organism: Sapajus apella (tufted capuchin)
Lineage: Eukaryota; Metazoa; Chordata; Mammalia; Primates; Cebidae
Gene: BTNL10
Product: butyrophilin like 10
Exons: 5
Coding region: 668-2170 (500 amino acids)
Biological process (GO): T cell receptor signaling pathway; regulation of cytokine production
Cellular component (GO): external side of plasma membrane
Molecular function (GO): signaling receptor binding
Source: RefSeq, a predicted model, not a curated record